Salvia miltiorrhiza (redroot sage) is the source of this 668-nucleotide messenger RNA. Its product is annotated as basic leucine zipper 43-like. Gene Ontology annotation, biological process: regulation of DNA-templated transcription. The transcript has a single exon. The coding region runs from base 79 to 555 and encodes 158 amino acids. NCBI's taxonomy places the organism in Eukaryota, Viridiplantae, Streptophyta, Magnoliopsida, Lamiales, Lamiaceae. Gene Ontology annotation, molecular function: DNA-binding transcription factor activity. The record is from RefSeq and is a predicted model, not a curated record.
CCUUGACCUGGACCUCAACCAUGUCCAACAACUGAUCUUGUGUAUCAUCUCCUUGUCUAAAUCCACAUCCACAUUAGCAUGAAUCUUGAGUACCACACAAACACAAUGCAAGCAAACCAGAUGAGCGAGCUUCAGUAUCUCCUACAAUCCAACCUCGACCCAUUCCCCAACCCUCUCUACCAGCUGUGCAGUGCUGCUCAGGAACCGAGCCCGAAAUGGGCGUGCCUGAGCAGCAACUCCACCACCUCGGACGAAGCAGAGGAGAUGAGCAUCAUCAACGAGAGGAAGCAGCGCAGGAUGAUCUCCAACAGGGAGUCGGCGAGGCGAUCCAGGAUGCGGAAGCAGCGCCACCUGGACGAGCUCUGGUCGCAGGUGGUCUGCCUCAGGAAUGAGAACCAGCACCUGAUGGAGAAGCUCAACCACGCCUUGGAGACCCAUGAUCGGCUGCUACGCGAGAAUGCGCAGGUUAAAGAGGAAGCGUCCGAGCUUCGUCACAUGCUCGCUAACAUGCACCUCAAUCCCAAUCAUUUGCCAUCAACUUCUCAAUUUCACUGAUCAACCUGCCCUUUGUUAUUUUCUUGCUAUAUAGUAUUAAACUAGACUUUUUAUUUUUUAUUUUUCAUUCUUAUCUUUGUGACAUGAGAGGAAUAAAGUGUUUGUGUACAUUA